AUGCUUAUCUCUCCAGAAGUCACCCUUGACCAAUAUGCCGUCUCUCUUCGGAGUGGGUUUCUUCCUACCAUCCCUCCUUUGCAGCUAUUAGAAGACCCUUACUACUGGCCAUGGGAGGACAUAGUCUUUGAUCUACCAAAUCACAUCGAAUCCAGGACUAUCCGACAAGCUGUCGGCUCACUCCCCGUCCUUUCCACCUCCCGACUCCGUGACGAGCCAGAAUGGAGACGAGCGUAUAUGCUGCUUGCCUUCCUCACCCAUGCCUACAUAUGGGGAGGAGAACGACCCGAGGAGAUUCUACCACCCGCGAUAUCAUGCCCAUUUCUCGAAGUCUCCAACCACCUGGAGCUCCCACCUUGCGCUACCUACGCCGCCCUCAACCUGUGGAACUUUAGCAUCAAAGACCAUGCUACAGACAUCACCGACCCUGACAACCUCUAUAUAAAUUCUUCAUUUACCGGCACCAAAGAUGAAGAAUGGUUUUUCAUGAUCUCCGUCGCCCUCGAAGCAAAAGGCGCAGCACUCAUCCCGCUAUUCCUCGAAACUAUCCACGCUGCUAGCAUCGAUGAGAGCCAACGCCUAUGCGAUCUUCUUGACCAAUUCACCAAGGGCCUGUCCGAGCUUCGCGACUUGCUGGAGCGCAUGUACGAGAAGUGUUCCCCGGCUGUCUUCUUCCACCAACUCCGCCCUCUUCUCGCCGGGAGUAAGAACAUGGCCUCGGCGGGCCUCCCAAACGGCGUCUUCUACGAUGAAGGCAACGGCCAGGGCGAGUGGCACCAGUACAGUGGCGGGAGUAACGCCCAGAGCUCGCUCAUCCAGACCUUCGAUAUCUUCCUGGGCGUGGAACACACCGCCACGGGCGAUAUGAAAUCCAACGGAGUGACACGUCCCGCAGCAAAGACAGGAUUCAUGCAGGAAAUGCGCAACUACAUGCCCGGUCCCCAUCACCGUUUCCUCGACCACCUCUCCCAAAUCAGCAACCUCCGCAGCUACGCUAUGAGCCACAAGGCCAACUCCGCGGUUCGCGACGCCUACAACAUGGCCGUGAUGUCGCUCGGUCGGUUCCGUGACUCCCAUGUGCAAAUGGUAACGCGGUACAUCAUCCUUGCGGCGAAGACGAAACACCCGAAAACAAAGCCGACGUCCGUGCAGGUCAAUCUGGCCACGACCACCUCGACCCAGAUGAAAGAUCUGGAUGGGAAAGUCGCGAGUGGGCUGCACGGAACCGGAGGCACGGACCUGAUUCCUUUUUUGAAGAAGACGAGAGAUACGACGAAGGCGGCGGCGAGUUACGUGGAUUGA
Aspergillus affinis is the source of this 1302-nucleotide messenger RNA. Its product is annotated as indoleamine 2,3-dioxygenase. Gene Ontology annotation, cellular component: cytoplasm. Gene Ontology annotation, molecular function: indoleamine 2,3-dioxygenase activity; heme binding; metal ion binding. Gene Ontology annotation, biological process: 'de novo' NAD+ biosynthetic process from L-tryptophan. The record is from RefSeq and is a predicted model, not a curated record. The transcript is spliced from 3 exons. Lineage: Eukaryota; Fungi; Ascomycota; Eurotiomycetes; Eurotiales; Aspergillaceae. Bases 1 to 1302 code for a protein of 433 amino acids.